CCACUGCCCGGCCUGACCGACGCCGCCAAGGCCCGUUAACGAGCAUCGUCCGAUACCCGAAUGGACCCCCGCCAGACGCUCACCUGUCGUCCCCCAAGUCUCCAGUCCUUCUUUAAUUGACGUCCUCCCCCGGCGCAUCGGACGGCCUGCGAGUGCCUGUGACGAACUGCACGGCCGGCCACCUGGCUCAUAUGAGACGGCGUUCCUCCAGAGCCCUGGAGCCCAAGACCUCUGAUUCAUCCAUCCACUAUCCAAUCACUAGUACAUAUACAUAAACACCAAUUGGUGUCCCGCGGCCGGUACCUGGAACCUGGACCUGGAUCUGUUCUGUCCCUAUGCCUGUCUUGUGGUGUCCUGGAUGCUGAAAGCACAUUGCACAUUAGCGAGAUUGUCCCAGUCUCGCUUCAAGAACUAAAGAAAGAAACGAGCAAGGAAGCCAAUUCUGGAACAACACAACAAACCCGCCCACGCACCCCCCCUUUUGGCGGUCAAAGAUACCACAAGCAAGGAGCCAAACAGCUGGAGCCGCCAAAGCUCCUUCUUUUGUGGCCCAAUAUCAAAAACACGAAGCCAAAACGGAUACCCAAUAUCCCUUAUUACAUAUCGCUGUCAUUACUGUCGCCCGCUUCCCGUGCUGCCUCCGUUACCGCCGUUACAACCCCCCCUUCAAGCCCUAGUCUCCCCCCCCCAAGUCCCAACUCUCCCGCCGCUGAACUACUGGCUGGACUGGACUGGUGGAGGCACCGAUACCGUCAUCGUGGAUGGGCCUGAUCGGACGGGGUUCGCUGGGAACCACGAUGCCGGUCUCCAUAUUUCCAGUGGAUUCGAGGCGCAGGAGGAAAUCCCUCCUGUUACCAUUAAAGACCGACUCGGAUGGGUCUGGAUCGAACCGUUCCGCGGCCAGCCCUGUCGCCACUAUCCCGAGUUCACCGGCCAGUUCUUCCUCCGUCACCGUCGAGGGGGACCACAAGCUGUUCUCCCUUUCCAACCUCAGCCACAGGACAAAAAGGUCUCACAGCAGCCGGGACUCGUCCGUAUUCGAGUACAGCGUCACCGGCCCUGCCCCCGGCAACAACAAUAACAACAACAAUAACAAGAACAACAACAAUAACAACCAUCAUAGCAACAGCACCAGCAGCAACAGCAGCGCCAACCAUAACCCGCGACCCUUGAGCUUCUCACAUCGGCGCAAACUGUCAAAGUCACGGCCUGUCUCGGCCCCCUUCGAGGUGAUGAAUCGCCGAAGCUCCGGCUUCUCGGACGACUAUAGUCGCAUGUCAGUCGCCGACACUCUAAGCACAUGCACAACAACUCCGGCCGCUAUCGAAUGGAAGUCCCAGGAUGUCGAGGGCUUUUCGGCUCUCGAGACCGACACCAAACUCUUAACGACAAAGACGCCUUACCUUGUCGUCACCGCAGAUUAUCUCGUCAAGGUUAAGAACCGCGCCGAUGUCUUCUCCCUGUUCCCUCAGCUUCAGAGCGAUGGCCAACGACCAGCGAGCUUGGGCCCCCCGCCAGAACCUGUCCUCGUCAUCCCGACUACCUCGAUUGUAUCCGUAUUUGUGGCCGAGAGCACCAAACCGUCCUUUGGUCUAGAAGUAUGGUGGAAGGCACAAUCCGGGGUCUCCUUCCUUCAUACCACCUUCUACUUUGACCUUCCUACCGACAGAGAUGAGCAACUAUACAAUGUUGUUCAGACGAUCCGAGGGCCCCAUAUCGAGGACGAGGAUUUUGCGCGUCGCUCGGUCGAGGUAUCCGAGCUCAUCAGGACGAUUCAAGAAACCGAGGAGCCCAAGUUUAUCAACCAUAAUCUGCAAAUAUUUCCCGUAGUACCACGAGGCAUCACCCGAAAGGAGUCUGGCUUCAAGCAAGAGGAUGACCCCAAGAAGCCACAGGAAAGCCCCGCUUUCUACCUGGUCAUUGGACCUCAUCUCUGUUAUUUUAUUGAGCUGCAGAGGGGCAAGAACGGCGACCUGGUUUGCAAGCACAAGACUUUUGGUCUAGUAACUCUGGAACUCUUCAAGGCCGACUGGACCAUCCACCAAGAAAGAUUCAACAUCACCUUCCGGGAUCCAUUCCAACCACCAGUCACGCUGGAACUCGCGAGUCGCUAUUACCGCCACAUCAUUCGCGACUUUUGUGCUGUCGACCGCUUUCUGAAGCCCGCAUGGCCGCAAAUCUGGCAGAGCCGUGAGAUCUUCCACGUUACUGGACUCAAGGAGACACAUCUCGUUACCGCUGGCGAGGACUUUGGAAGCGUCAAGAGAACCCUGGAUGCCUAUCUAGCAGCAUACCGAUGCCCCGCGGUCGAUUGGGAAAUCAACUGGAAGACCAAGUUCGCCCCCGAGUUUCGCCUACUGCCCGCCAAGGAUGGAAACAGCUACUCACCACUUCAACUGCUGGCUGUCUUGCGCGCCUUGAGAUACAAUGACUACUUCAACUCGCUGUCGUUCCGUGAUGUCGACCUGGGUGUGCUGUGGAGCGUGAGCGAUCAGCAUGCGAGACGGGGAAAUGUUGCCUGGCUGAGCCGGACUUUGGUUGCACUGGGGACUGAGGAAAUCGAGAUCCUCAAUAUCAGCCCUGUAUUGCACCAGGAAUUCCAUGCGCUUGCCUUUUGCUCGGAAAACAUUCGCCAGAUCGACUUCACCAAUGCUUCCAAGUCUUAUCCCAACAAGGUCUCAACGAGCGGACAAGAUACGCCCAGCCUUCAGUUCCUCACGCCCGUUCUAGAGCUGCUCAAGGCCGGCAUCACACGAUGCAAUCGUCUGAUUCUUGCCGGUAACCUGCUGCUGCAACCCGAUCUUGCUGAGCUGGCUGUGGCACUGAAAGCUGCCCCUAUUCAGGCGCUGGAUGUUUCCUAUUGUGGCUUGGAUGACAUGAGUCUGCGAGACUUGAUCAUCACACCCCUUCUGGAUGGACCUCGGAUGGUGCAGCUCCUGGAUUUGUCCGGCAACCCCGGGCGCGUGGCGUGUCAAACCGUUCCUGAUCUGCUAUACAGUCUUUCGGAUCUGAGGGAGCUGAACCUUGCUGGUAGCCUUCGGGGAGAAAUGGCUGGACCAUUGCUCCCCAUCGAGGCACUUGAGAAUCUCCCGGGCCUGGAACUACUUGAUGUUUCGAACUAUGCGCUCAAUCUCCCUACUUUGCGCGAGAUUGAAGAGUUUCUGACAUUGAGAGGUUCCAAAAUUGACAACCAGGUUCCUGUGCGAUUCCGCAAAUUGGUACUGAACCGAUGCGCCAUCACUGGAACUAAAGCCGCCAGACUAUUCAACGCCAUUGGCGUGAACCACGGACUUUAUCUCUGUCUCAACGGCAACCCUGUCGAGGAGGGAAUCGAUGCUUUGUGCGAUGCCAUUCGUCAAUCACAGACCCCGGCCGGUUUGAGCAUGGAGAUGAUUGAGUUUCGGGAAGAAAGUCACUACCUGUCAUUGAUCAAAGCGCUCACAGACACCAGAUAUAUCACCUCGUUGAGCCUUCUCGGAACUGCGCCCUCAACCCCGUCUCAAGGUACCUGCAGUCGCGAAGCCAUUCGGGUAUUCGAGCGUUUCUUCGCCGAAAACAGGUCGAUCCGUUAUCUGGACAUCUCCGGCUUCAGCGGUAAACUCGACGAUGGACAGCUCGCCAAGGGAUUCGGUCGGUCCCUUAUCGGUUUGACGCGCAACAAGACUCUGACCUACCUCAGAAUCCGGAACCAGAACCUACAUGAGGACGCAGGAAUUUUGGGCAAGGUGAUCAGUGAAAACAGACAGUUGAUGCUGUUUGACUGCCAGGAUAACAAAUUCAACUGCACCAGUUUCCAAUUCCUGGCACAGAGCAUGCGGACGAACACCCAGAUCAUCGAGUUCCCCGUGGAGAGGAGGGAGAGGGACGCCAUCUGGAAGAACACCCUACAGGGCUUGAACAGAGGUCCUUAUGGUCAGAUAUUGACCAGCACCACGGGAACUGGUACGGUACCCACCAAGGGCAAAAAGGGGAAGAAGCACGAGAGCCACAAGUCUUUGUCCUUGAGCAAAGCGACGCAACAUGCCGCGGCCAACGGCAGCAGCAACCUGAAGGAUCCACUGAAGGAGCAGGAGAUCAUGCUUCGUACCGUGCUGACACGACUCUUCGAUGAGCUCGACGGCUAUCUCAGACGGAACCGCCAUGCGCUCGAGGAAGCUUCCGGACAAGCGCUCGACUUUGAUGGUCUUGCUUCUGACGGCCAGGAGGAGGUCUGGCCCGGUUCGCCUGUGGUCGUGGACGUUGAGAGUCCCCUCGACAACACGGGUAGAAACGCAGGAGAUAUGUCCCCUACCGAACAAGCAGCGGGAGGCCAAGGAGGACUGGCACCAGACACCGCAGCGAUGCUCAAAGCACGUCGGGCAACUGUCCGCUCGUCUAUGAUCGCUUCCGGCAAAUAUAACAUCGGAGCCUAUCCCCCACCGCCCAGCCUGCCGCCACCCCCGAUUCCAUCCUUUUCGCUCUUCCCGGACAUCAGCGAAACUACUCUCGAUCCCGUGACCGAAGUUGACACACCCGUAUUUGAGUUCCAGCGUGAACUGGGGCUGACCGCCGAGCCCGCCAUUAACGGCAGCGGUGACGCAAACCCCAUUCUCACAAACGAGAUCAGCCGUAACAGCGGCAUCUAUGCCAACGGCACCGGCUACGGAAGCAGCGUAAACCUAAGCCACCACAGCGCCAGCAGCAGCCGUAGCGAGGACAUCAGUCCCAUGACGAUGUCGGCCACGCCUAGCCCGCCCGCCACUGCGCCGCCGCCAAUUCCGAGAGUUCCAGUCCCUAGCAGGAAUAGCUCGUUCACGCCGCCGUCUCCGCCGACUAUGGCCGGCAACAGCGGAUACCUAAGCCACCACAGCGCCAGCAGCAGCCGCAGCGAGGACAUUAGCCCCAUGACGAUGCCGGCCACGCCUAGUCCGCCCGCCACUGCGCCGCCGGCGAUUCCCAGGGUUCCGGUCUCUAGUAGAAAUAGUUCUUUCAUGCCGCCGGCGCCACCUACUAUGGCUCCGCCACCACCGCCUAGGCCUGUGUCGAGUUCUACGUUGGCAUCCGCAUCAGCACCGGAUGUACUGGAGUCGACGGCCGCCAACAAGAGGGGAGGCAUUAUUGGUGUGAAUGAAGAAGAUUCCGCUCUUGUCAAGCUGCUCAGGGAUUUUAAAGCUACUGGCUUUGCCUGAUCUGUUCACAUCUUCACAUCCACCAACAUCUACCCAUGAUAAUCCGCGCAAUUUUGCGGAACUGGAUGGUUCUCAAGUUGCAUAAUAAGCGGAUUACAAUAAAGAAACACCAAAUUACUGUUCCUGGUGUGGGAGUCGGACAGUCACUGUACAUACCAAAAAACACACCACCAUUUCAUUUUCACAUACACAUCAUUGGCAGGGGAGUGAGCGUCGCUGAGACCCACGAGGGAAAUUGCUCCGUCGAGUUUUCCUACUAUAUCUUUUACUACUACUACUACCACUACUACGACUACUACUGCAGUGUGUUUUUGAUACCCCAUACAUACAUACAUACUUACAUACAUACAUACAUACAUAUACAUAUAUAUAUAUAUAUAUAUAUAUAUAUUGUACAGGCUAAGCAGGCAGACUAAUUGAGCAAGCGAGCGGGUGGAUGAGCACCCUGUGGAAGGGAUGGUAGAAGGGAACAAGUGGGGUUUGAUUCAGCGUGGUUGGAUAACAGUUCUCCUUGGAAGGAAAAGGAAGUGGGGAAAAAGAAGGCUGUAUAUACAGAAGACGUACGAUGAAAUUGGUGGCUAGGGUGCGUAUGUGGAGCGUAUAUGGAGGAUAAAGAAGGAUGGAAAGAAAGCAAGAAAGGGAACUGAUUGAAAAGAAAGGCAUUAUUGAAAAGGUCGACUGGUCGGUCGGUCGGCUAAUGGGGUAUGGCAAGGCAUAGUCGGUGGGUCGGUUAGGACGGCAUGCAUUGUAUGUGGUUGAGUUAAAGGUAUCAUAUGGAUUGGAAAGGGACGGAAGGAAGGUUAUCUCCAGGAUAGGAUAGGAUAGGAGUACUAGGAUAAAGGAUACAGGAAAUGUGAUACUGGAUAACAUGCUCG
Neurospora crassa OR74A is the source of this 6043-nucleotide messenger RNA. RefSeq lists its product as hypothetical. Lineage: Eukaryota; Fungi; Ascomycota; Sordariomycetes; Sordariales; Sordariaceae. Bases 762 to 5168 code for a protein of 1468 amino acids. The transcript has 3 exons. The record is from RefSeq and is a predicted model, not a curated record.